AUGUUGUCAGCUCGCUCCGCCACGAGCCUGGUUACCAGGAGCAGGUCCAUCAGCUCUGCAGGAGGCUAUGACUAUGUCAUUGUCGGUGCUGGUUCGGCUGGUGCUGUUGUGGCCCAUCGUCUUGUGAAAGACGCAGGCGCCAAAGUCCUCCUCAUCGAGAACGGUAGCAGCCAUCAGGGUCGAUGGGAUUGGUGGAAGAUCAACAUGCCCGCUGCGCUGACUUUUAAUUUGGCCAACGCCAAGUACAACUGGGACUUCUACACGGUCCCCCAGCGGCACAUGGAUGGCCGACGCUUACACCAGCCGCGCGGUCGAGCUCUGGGCGGGUCCUCGAGCCUCAACGCCAUGGCCUACGUGAGAGGCCACGCCCUUGACUACGAGCGCUGGGCACAGGAAAUCGGUGAGGGUGGUCAUGCCUGGGCCUACAGGAGCAUCCUGCCGUACUAUCGCAAAGCACAGACUCAUCAAGAGGGCGAAUCUUUGUAUCGUGGAGGGUCCGGACCACUUUCUGUGACUCGUCGUAGAACACCGGCUGUGGCGGCCAUCAACGAUGCCUUCAUUGCCGCCGGUGAGCAGGCUGGAUACCCAAGGACCGAAGACAUGAACGGCUUUCAGCAGGAAGGAUUCGGACAAAUGGACAUGACAGUAACGCCCGAUGGCAAGCGGGCAAGUACAUGGGAAUGCUAUCUGAGACCGCUGAUGUAUCCGAAAGACUCAGAGGACGAGGCAGCCGGAAAGCGACUCAAGGUGAUCACGAACCAGAUGGCUGUACGCCUUAUUUGCGAAGGUACCAAGGUGAUUGGGGUGGAAACAAUUCCCUCUCCGAAGCCGAAACGAGGUGGCGGCUUUCACAGUGAUUCCUCUGGAGUUGUGCAGCGCCACUUCGCUCGCGAGGAGGUCAUCCUGUCAGCAGGUGCUGUUGGCUCCCCGCAGCUUCUGAUGACGAGUGGCAUUGGCGACGCCAAGGAGCUUGAGCGUCUAGGACUUCCAGUGCUGCUUGACCAGCCAGCUGUGGGUCAGAAUCUGCAAGAUCACCUUGAAUUCUACGUGCAGUACCUGAGCCGUUACCCGUGCUCGUUGUAUCCUUGGGCCGCAACCUUUCCGGGCCUUGGUGUGGUAUCGAAGUACGCGUACCGUCAACCAUGGCGAGCCAUUCAUGCUGGAGUGCUCUGGUUCAUGGCGGGUGCUGGCAUUGGCUCGUCUAACCAUUUCGAGGUGGGUGGCUUCAUCAGAUCACGGCCUGCCAUGCGCCACCCAGAUCUGCAAUAUCAUUUCAUCCCUGGGAUAGUAACCGGCCAGCUGGACUUCCUUCCAGAGCAUGGCUACCAGGCUCACUGUGGCACAAUGCGUCCGACCAGCCGUGGCACAGUCCAGCUCAGUAGCGGCAACAUUUUGGAUGCACCUCUCAUCGAUCCUAACUUCCUCUCCACAGAGGAAGACCGAAGAGAUAUGCGUGCUGGGCUGCGAUUGACAGUGGAGCUGAUGGAGCAGAGCGCUCUGAGCGAAUUCAAGCUGCGACGUUACGCGCCUGCCGAUCUCGAUUUGGACUCCGAUGAGGCCGUCGAUAGCUGGAUCCGCUCCUCUAGUCACUCAGGAUAUCAUUUGUCGUGCACUUGUGCUAUGGGCAAAGUUGUGGACGCGACGGGCCGGGUUAAAGGUUUGGAAAAGCUGCGCAUCGUGGAUGCAUCCAUAAUGCCAUCCAUGACCAGUGGAAACCUGAAUGCGCCUACGAUCAUGAUGGCAGAGAAGAUCGCAGACGAUAUCUGCGGACGCGACGCGCUUCCACCUGCCGAGGAUGCGAGUUGGUACGUGCCAAGUGACUACGAGUCCCUGCAGCGGUGA
Symbiodinium sp. CCMP2456 is the source of this 1842-nucleotide messenger RNA. The record is from the annotation of a GenBank genome assembly. NCBI's taxonomy places the organism in Eukaryota, Dinophyceae, Suessiales, Symbiodiniaceae.